Ustilago hordei is the source of this 480-nucleotide messenger RNA. Its product is annotated as putative ubiquitin--protein ligase hus5. Bases 1 to 480 code for a protein of 159 amino acids. The record is from RefSeq and is a predicted model, not a curated record. The transcript has 3 exons. Gene Ontology annotation, biological process: protein sumoylation. Gene Ontology annotation, cellular component: nucleus. Lineage: Eukaryota; Fungi; Basidiomycota; Ustilaginomycetes; Ustilaginales; Ustilaginaceae. Gene Ontology annotation, molecular function: SUMO conjugating enzyme activity.
AUGGCGGGCAUCUGCAGGAACCGCCUAGCCGAAGAGCGUAAGCAGUGGCGCAAAGACCAUCCAUUCGGGUUCUACGCACGUCCAGCCAAAGCAUCUGAUGGCUCUCUCGACCUCAUGAACUGGGAAGUCGGCAUUCCUGGCAAGGCAAAUACACCAUGGGAAGGCGGACUGUACAAACUCCGCAUGAUCUUCCCUGAAGAAUACCCCUCCAAACCACCCAAGUGCAAGUUCACCCCUCCGCUCUUCCACCCUAACGUCUUCCCCUCUGGCACCGUCUGUCUUUCCAUCCUCGACGAAGAUAAGGGUUGGAAACCAGCUAUCACGAUCAAGCAGAUCUUAUUGGGCAUUCAGGACUUGCUCAACGAUCCAAACCCACACGAUCCCGCUCAGAGCGAAGCAUUCACCAUGUUUCAAAAGGAUGCUACGGCCUAUGAACGAAGAGUGCGACAGCAGGCCCGGGAGAUGGCUACCGCUGCCUGA